Trichoplusia ni (cabbage looper) is the source of this 2788-nucleotide messenger RNA. It is a transcript of the gene chm, whose product is annotated as histone acetyltransferase KAT7. NCBI's taxonomy places the organism in Eukaryota, Metazoa, Arthropoda, Insecta, Lepidoptera, Noctuidae. Gene Ontology annotation, biological process: regulation of DNA-templated transcription. Gene Ontology annotation, cellular component: nucleus. Bases 206 to 2788 code for a protein of 860 amino acids. Gene Ontology annotation, molecular function: zinc ion binding; histone acetyltransferase activity. The transcript has 13 exons. The record is from RefSeq and is a predicted model, not a curated record.
GCGCGUCUGUGCGUCAGUGCGUGUGACGUCUGUUGCAUUGUUAUUUGUCAAAAGUUGUAAACUAAAUUUUCAUUUUAUUAAUUAAAUAAAUAAUUAAUCAAAAAUUCGAGAAUUAUGAAUUAAUAAGGAAUAGAGAAUACUGUAAGGUUCAUUACUCUGUUAUAGACGAAGUGAACUUCUUUGACUUUUAGGAGAAAAUCUCAAAAUGACCAACCUCGAUGUGAGCAACAGUAGCACUGAUAGCAGCUCAGGGUCAACAUCAGACUCCAGUAGCAGUGGAAGCUCUUCCACUAGCUCAGGCUCUGGCUCCAGCAGCUCUGAUUCUGAAUCCUCAACCUCCGACACCCCAGCAACCACUAUUGCACCACCAGCACCAAAAUCACCUGUAAAAGUUGAAGAGCCGAAGAAGAAAGAGGAACCAAAACCACGAAGACCAUCAAAAGCAAAGAUAUCAUCAUCAAGUGAUGAUGAACCUCCUAAAGUACCAAGUCCAAAACCAGCUCCACCUAGGAGACGAGUUUCCACCAAACCAAAGGCUGCUGUUGCAGUUCUUGCAAAAGGCAAAACUGCACAGAGAAUUUCUUCUGGUGCAAAGACUCCGAAACCAAUCCCAAAAACAAUACCCAAGGCUCAACCAAAACCGGACACCGGCACACUUAAAAAGAAAAGCAUAUUCUCCCCUGACAAUAGUUCCGAAUCUGAAUCUGAGAGUAAAUCAUCAACUAAUAAAAGCCCUAAAGCAUCACCUAGACCAAAGCGAGGUUCUAGAAAGUCUAGCGAUGAGAAAGACAACUCUCCGGUGACAACAGCUGACAAUGACGAUUCUAAUUCAAAAGAUAAUGCUAAGCGGAAAAGUGUUAACAGGCUGAAUGGACCACCUCCAAAGAAAUCUAUUGAGGACAAGAGUGCAUCAUCAUGCACUUCCAGUCAGUCUUCAGUGGAGUCUGUUUCCUCAGACAGUGAGAGUGAGCCUACACCGAAGAAGGACCCAAUUAAAACUGGGAAGACAAAGCCUCCAUCCAGUGCUACCAAGGAGACAAGAGACCAAGCUUCUAAGAGUGGCGAUUCCGGUGAUUCUCCAGUAGCCACAAUGCCCAGGAAGCUGACACGGUCUCUGUCAGCGAGGGUGUCGAGAUUAGCUGCAGCAUCAAGACGGACCAACACUGACACUGAUUCAGAAGCUGAUGAUAAGAGCAAUGAUAAGAACAGUGCCAGCAAUAGCAACAGCAACAGCAACAGCAACAACAGUAGUAACAACAAAGAUAUUAAGAAGAAUAUUAAGGGUCGGGCUCCGCCGGCGAGGUCGCCGGUCGUUCUGCCGAUGCCACAAGAGCCGGCUCAACAACGGUGUCCUGUACGUGGCUGUGACUCCAGCGGACAUCUCGGCGGCAAGUCCAGCCGGCACAUGACGUGGGACGCGUGCCCGCUGUACCACAACGUGACGGGCGCGUGGUGCGUGGCGGCGGGCGAGGAGCGCGCGGCGGCGGCGGCGGCGCGGCGCCGCGCGCUGCAGCUGCUGCAGCAGCGGCCGCGCGCCAUGCCCACGCUCGAGCAGCGCGCCUACCAGCUCAAGGUCAAGGACAUGCGGUCAAAAUGGAAAGGCAGUCAAGAGUUACGUGAGAAACUGGCAGCGUCUGGCAAUGAGGAGAUGACGGAAGACAGGGAGCCGAUCCUCGAGGGCUUUGCUCCGGACUACGAUCUGAGGCUGUUCAGGGAGGCGCAGGCACUUGCCGCCAUCAAGAUAGAAGAGGAACUAGGGGAUAUACCUACAGAUAAAGGGACUAGAUACGUGGUGAUGGGUAAGUACAUGAUGGAGGUGUGGUACCAGUCCCCGUACCCGGGCGACGCCGCGCGGGUCCCGCGCCUGUUCGUGUGCGAGUUCUGCCUCAACCACCACAAGAGUGCCACCGGCGCGCAGCGACACAAGGUCAAGUGUGUGUGGAGGCAUCCGCCGGGAGAUGAGGUGUACAGAAAAGACAACCUAAGCGUAUGGCAAGUGGACGGCCGUAAACACAAGCAGUAUUGCCAGCAGCUGUGCCUGCUCGCCAAAUUCUUCCUUGACCACAAGACGCUGUACUACGAUGUGGAGCCGUUCCUGUUCUACGUCAUGACGAAUGCUGAUCAUGAGGGCUGUCAUAUUGUCGGGUACUUCAGUAAGGAAAAGAACUCGUUCCUCAACUACAACGUGUCGUGCAUCCUGACGCUGCCGCCGUACCAGAGACAAGGCUAUGGAAGGCUGCUUAUAGACUUCAGUUACCUCCUCACAAAAGAAGAAGGCAAGGUCGGCUCACCAGAGACCCCCCUCUCGGAUCUUGGCCUGAUCUCCUACCGCUCCUACUGGAAGGAGGCGCUCCUCAAGCGGCUGUGCUCAGCCCCUGGCCCUACGCUGUGCAUCCGAGACCUCAGCAAGGACCUGGCCAUCGCCUCCUCAGAUAUCGUCUCCACGCUGCAGGAGAGAGGCCUCAUGAAGUAUUGGAAGGGCAAGCAUAUUGUGCUUAAGAAACAGGAGGUCCUCGAGGAGGUAUCUCGGCGAGCGGCCCGCGCGCGCUGCGUGGACGCGGCGUGCCUGCGCUGGUGGGGCGCUUGUUGGAGUACACUUACCGUGUCGGCGGUAGUCCGCGGGCGCGUCGGGCACGUGGGGCAGCACGUGGCGGGAGACGAAGAAGCUAAAUGUGUGUUGACGACUAAGGGAGAAGCCUCGCGGCGGCAGGCGAGCGCCGCGGGCUGGUCGCAGCUCUCGCAGGCGCCGCGGCUCGCCUCGGCCGCGAGGACAAAGCGGCAGAGGUAA